AAUGUACAGAACCAAAGAUAACAAUAAACGAAAACAUUUGUAGCUGAUAGUCUAGUUCAAUUUCAACAGCAAAGGCUGGUGUGCUGAAAGUAGUUCUGGCCAGGGUUUAAAAGAGAUGCAGUUGAGCUCUUGGGCUCGGAUCUAGGUUGCGUUAACAUGGCGAAACGCACCAAGAAGGUCAGAAUCGUGGGCAAAUACGGGACCCAUUAUGGUGCCUCCCUCAGGAAAAUGGUGAAGAAAAUUGAAAUCAGCCAGCACGCCAAGUAUACCUGCUCCUUCUGUGGCAAAACCAAGAUGAAGAGAAAAGCUGUGGGCAUUUGGCACUGUGGUUCCUGCAUGAAAACAGUAGCUGGUGGUGCCUGGACCUACAACACCACUUCUGCUGUCAAAGUAAAGUCUGCCAUCAGAAGACUGAAGGAACUGAAGGACCAGUAGAAGCACCACCAUUUGAUAAUGUUGCUAGCCUAUAAUAAAUGGGCUAAUUUAUGUAACA
Molecule: messenger RNA, 493 nt
Organism: Odocoileus virginianus texanus
Lineage: Eukaryota; Metazoa; Chordata; Mammalia; Artiodactyla; Cervidae
Product: large ribosomal subunit protein eL43-like
Biological process (GO): translation
Cellular component (GO): ribosome
Molecular function (GO): structural constituent of ribosome
Source: RefSeq, a predicted model, not a curated record